Messenger RNA from Penicillium samsonianum, 1350 nucleotides. RefSeq lists its product as uncharacterized. Gene Ontology annotation, cellular component: vacuolar membrane. NCBI's taxonomy places the organism in Eukaryota, Fungi, Ascomycota, Eurotiomycetes, Eurotiales, Aspergillaceae. The transcript has 2 exons. Bases 1 to 1350 code for a protein of 449 amino acids. Gene Ontology annotation, biological process: amino acid transmembrane transport. The record is from RefSeq and is a predicted model, not a curated record. Gene Ontology annotation, molecular function: amino acid transmembrane transporter activity.
AUGUCAAUCAAGAAAGAUGCUGAACAGAUGUUCCCGGAUGGGGAAUUGGCCGAGAUGAGUGACCGGGAUCAAGAGAUCUAUAAAACAGGUGUCCAGAAGUUCAAUCGACUGGGAUGGAAGCGCCUCACAAUCGUCCUAAUCGUAGAGGCGAUAGCGCUGGGAUCUCUCUCGAUCCCAUCUACGUUCGCGACUCUCGGAAUGGUGGCGGGUGUGAUCUGCUGCGUUGGUAUCGGUCUCAUCGCUGUCUACACUAGCUACAUCAUCGGCCAGGUCAAAGUUAAGUUCCCGCAUAUUUCGAACUACCCCGAGGCAGGCAGAAUGAUGUUCGGUCGAUGGGGAUAUGAAAUUCUAUACGUGAUGCUGUGCUUGGAGUUGUUGUUGUCUGCUGGAUCCCACUGUUUAACUGGGUCAAUCGCAUUCACGAAUAUCACGGGGAGCAAUAUUUGUUCUGUGAUUUUCGGCUUUAUCUCGGCCAUCAUUUUGUUGCUAUUCGCCGUACCACCGACUUUCUCUGACAUGGCCAUUCUCGGCUACAUCGAUUUCGCCUCUAUCAUUCUCGCCAUCGGAAUCACUGUUAUCGGAACUGGUGUAAAGGCCGGUGAUUCUACUGGUCUCCAAGCUGUCGAUUGGUCGGCUUGGCCAAAGGAAAGCCUUACCUUCUCCGAAGCAUUCAUCGCCCUCUCCAACAUCAUUUUCGCCUAUAGUUUCGCUCUAUGUCAAUUUUCCUUUAUGGAUGAGAUGCACACGCCGACUGAUUUCCCCAAGUCCGUUUGGGCCCUUGGCCUGACUGAGAUCUUCAUCUACACUGUGACUGGCGGACUAGUGUAUGCCUUUGUCGGCCAGGAUGUCAAGAGCCCCGCCCUACUGUCCGCCGGUAGCCUUCUCAGCCGAGUUGCAUUCGGGAUCGCCCUCCCGGUCAUUUUUAUCAGUGGUUCUAUAAACACGGUAGUACUGGGUCGACUAGUUCAUGGUCGCGUUUUUAAAAACUCAAACAUCCGUUUCAUCAACACUAAAAUGGGAUGGGUUACCUGGCUGGUUGUUGUCACAGUUCUGACAAUCCUUGAAUUUAUCGUUGCGCAGGUCAUUCCAUUCUUCGAUGACCUGCUGUCCCUUAUCUCUUCGCUCUUCAUCUCCGGUUUCACGUUCUAUUUCCCGGCUAUAAUGUGGUUUAUGUUCAUUCGCGGCGAGGAAAGCUCCACCGGCAAGAAAGUACUUUUCGGCGUGAUCAACGUCUGCAUCCUGCUCAUUGGCCUGAUUGUUUUGGGUGCUGGAACAUACUCGAGCGUUGUUGAUAUUACCAAGUCAUAUGCCGAAGGUACCGUGGGAGGGGUCUUUUCAUGCAGUUCCUAA